CAACACCUGUGGCGGUCAAAGAGAACCCGAGUUCUGGACACCAUGCUGAGCGAACGUCUCCUGCUGCUGACGCUCACCUGCUACGUCUUAGUCUGGUCAGUUAACGGUGAUGAUUUCAUGGAGGUCCGUUCUGCAGAGGAGGAGAAAGAGCUGAUCGAUGCUCUUCAGGAGGUCCUUGAAAAACUGAGGAACAAACAGAUCCCGUCCACUGAGAAGAGGCUGGGCUGGGUCCCUUCAUGUGAAGCUGGAGAGCAGUGCGCCGUCCGGAAAGGUGCGCGCUUUGGAAAGGUGUGCACCUGCCCCGAAGGAACCGCCUGCAGCUUCUCAGCUCUACAGUGUUUGUGAGAUGGAAGACCGCUCUCCUGCUGGACGACUGUAGAUAGCUGUGUCCAUAAAUAAAUGCAUUUUAUACA
Molecule: messenger RNA, 413 nt
Organism: Pygocentrus nattereri (red-bellied piranha)
Lineage: Eukaryota; Metazoa; Chordata; Actinopteri; Characiformes; Serrasalmidae
Product: cocaine- and amphetamine-regulated transcript 1
Exons: 3
Coding region: 43-345 (100 amino acids)
Biological process (GO): adult feeding behavior; negative regulation of appetite; positive regulation of MAPK cascade
Molecular function (GO): neuropeptide hormone activity
Source: RefSeq, a predicted model, not a curated record